Aegilops tauschii subsp. strangulata is the source of this 1383-nucleotide messenger RNA. The record is from RefSeq and is a predicted model, not a curated record. NCBI's taxonomy places the organism in Eukaryota, Viridiplantae, Streptophyta, Magnoliopsida, Poales, Poaceae.
GAUUAGUAGAUGGUUUCUUUGUUUUAGGAAAUAGUUUGUAGUUGAUAGAUGAUUUGGUAGGUAGUGUAGUUGGUAGAUGUUUGUAGUUAUCCACCAAUAGACAUAGUUUGUGAUUUUUUUUGAAUUAUAGAUGGAUGUAUGCAUGUGCUAGUAAAUUAGCUAUAUGUUGAAUAUAUAGAUGGCAUAAUAUUUGUUUGAAUCUGAGAAGGCUACUUUGGCAAGCAAAUAUAUUUAGAAAAAAUAUUAUAUGUGUGAAGUGGUAUGACAAUAUAGUUGAAUAUAUAGAUGGCAUAAUUUUAUUUGCAAAAGAGAUGAUGAAAUUUGAUGAUUGUGUGUGACAUGAUUUGUUCAAUAGAAUGGCGGAUGAUGAUUAUGAAAUUUAUUUGAUGGUGAAAUUUGGUACUCUAGAUGAUAUGUGUGCAUAUGUAGAAGAAAGAAAUGAUGUGGUUAUGUGUGAGAAGAAUGGUGUGUUCAUAUGGCAUAACUUGAAGAAGGAAAUAGUAUUGUUUGAUAUUGUUCAUGUAUUCAUAGAUGUUUGUGAUUUUUUUAAGAUGGCGGAUGAUGAUGGACCUUGGUAUGACGGAUUAAUCGAUGAGUGGGAUAAGGAGCAUCGUGCUCGUGCCAUUGAGAAGGGACAGCUUGUAGUUGCUAUGCGCAUGAGGGGUCAUUCCGCUGAUGACUUUACUUACGACCCGCGGUACGAGCCUUACAUUCGGAGAUUGGGUCUUCUCCCAUUCGUGUUGCAGUUUAAGCGACGCGCUCCGCCGGUGAACCACGCGGCGCUGACCACACUUGUGGAUCGUUGGAGGCCGGAGACUCACUCGUUCCACCUUCCAUGUGGGGAGAUGACGAUGACCCUAGAGAACAUGGCUAUGAUAAGCGGCCUUCCUAUCGACAAGACCGGACGACAAUGCUGAAAUGCCUCCACACAUUGUCCAUAACUCCAGAAGGCACGGUGGAACACUCCCUCGUGAUCCUCGACCACAUGAAACAUGCCCGGGUUCUUAUGUGCAAUCGCGCCCAACAACCUUGGGAGCUGGUUGUAUGCUUCUUCAUAACCACCAUACAACAUCCUAAUAGCAUUUGCCUUUGCCUUCCAUGCUUUCCCAUACUUGACUUCAUAACCAAAUUGUUUUUUCACCGUCCGCAUGAGAAACCUCACUUUCACAGUGGGAUCAAAGCCUAUGUCUUUCAUCCAUUUGUAUCCGAGAUACUCAGAUGUGAGUUGAUGGUGUGUCGUUCGAAGUCGUUUAGAUGGCGGUUUGCACCUAUGAGUGGCAACACAACUUCUUAACACCCAUUCUUCGGUUUCUUUAAGAUUUCUUGCACGAACCUUCCAUGGGCAUCCUUCUUGCUCACACUUCACGGUGUAACGCAACUUCA